AUGAGAAGUGUCAUAUGUGAAGAGGUAAUGAGAGCUGAAGAUACUACAGAUGACCGGACUUCACAGUUUCUUCACUUAGCGAGGACCGUCGUUGAGACUCGAGAAUGGGCUCGACCUCGUUCUCAACAACCUCACGACAAACUGGGCAACGAAGUGACUGAGAUUGAGAACAUGUCACUUACUGCGACUGAUGACAACAUAACUUACCCGGUCGAUGUCAUUACACAUUUUGAAAUCUCUUGCAAUCAGUUUUUCACCCAGCUGCUUCCGCGUGUAUUCAACAUGUUUUUCAAAGCAGUCCGUGUGAGUGUAGUGGUCGCAAGUCAGCGCAGUACUAAAAAUUACGCGGUACCAAUAGUUUACCUUUUCUGGUUCCGAAGGAGGCGCGCUUGA
Molecule: messenger RNA, 393 nt
Organism: Cylicocyclus nassatus
Lineage: Eukaryota; Metazoa; Nematoda; Chromadorea; Rhabditida; Strongylidae
Source: the annotation of a GenBank genome assembly